Molecule: messenger RNA, 2014 nt
Organism: Hemiscyllium ocellatum (epaulette shark)
Lineage: Eukaryota; Metazoa; Chordata; Chondrichthyes; Orectolobiformes; Hemiscylliidae
Product: rRNA 2'-O-methyltransferase fibrillarin
Exons: 9
Coding region: 91-1038 (315 amino acids)
Biological process (GO): rRNA methylation; box C/D sno(s)RNA 3'-end processing
Cellular component (GO): box C/D methylation guide snoRNP complex; small-subunit processome; nucleolus
Molecular function (GO): RNA binding; histone H2AQ104 methyltransferase activity; rRNA methyltransferase activity
Source: RefSeq, a predicted model, not a curated record
CCGGAAGUCCGGGGGCCCUGGAUUGGAGACACGUGGUGCAGUGUGUGUCUGUGAUUGAGAGUCUGCUGUGGGGACAAGGAGCGGUGCAGAAUGAGGCCAGGGUUUUCUCCGCGUGGCGGUGGAAGGGGCGGUUUCGGAGGCCGAGGUGGUUUCGGGGGCCGAGGUGGGAGAGGAGGAGGAGGUGGCCGUGGCGGUUUCGGAGGCCGAGGUGGGAGAGGAGGGGGAGGAGGUGACCGAGGAGGUGGUCGAGGAGGUUUCUGGUCGCCUGGAGGCAGGGGCCGAGGUGGUGGCAGGGGGAGAGGAGGGUUCCGCGGUGGAGCCAAGGUCACGGUGGAACCACACAGGCAUGAGGGGGUAUUUAUCUGUCGCGGGAAAGAAGAUGCUCUGGUGACGAAGAACAUGGUUCCAGGGGAGUCUGUGUACGGGGAGAAGAGAAUUGGGGUUGAGGAAGCAGACACCAAAAUCGAGUACAGAGCCUGGAACCCCUUCCGAUCGAAACUCGCAGCCGCCAUUCUCGGGGGCAUUGACCAGAUCCACAUCAAGCCUGGAGUGAAAGUCCUGUACCUGGGAGCGGCGUCUGGCACCACGGUCUCCCACGUCUCCGACAUUGUGGGACCUGAGGGCUUGGUCUACGCCGUUGAGUUCUCCCACCGGUCUGGCCGUGACCUCAUCAACGUGGCCAAGAAGCGCACCAACAUCAUCCCCAUUAUUGAGGACGCCAGGCACCCGCACAAGUACCGCAUGCUCCUCGGAAUGGUGGAUGUCAUCUUCGCUGAUGUGGCGCAGCCUGACCAGUGCAGGAUUGUGGCUCUCAACGCCCACCACUUUCUCAAAGUGGGCGGUCACUUUGUCAUCUCUAUUAAGGCAAACUGCAUUGACUCCACAGCUACCCCCGAGGCUGUGUUUGCAUCAGAGGUGAAGAAGAUGCAGCAGGAGAAUAUGAAACCCCAGGAACAGUUAACGUUGGAGCCAUAUGAGAGGGAUCACGCCGUUGUGGUUGGGAUAUACAGGCCGCCAGCCAAACAGAAGAAAUUAUAAGUAAAGACCAGGGCCCAGAAAUCGGCGAGAGAGAGAGAGAUGCUAAUGGACACGCUGAGUCCGGGAUUGUGUUGUACAAAACUCUUCUGACUGGAUUUCUGAGGCUGGAUAAAGCUCGACAGUUUGCUGACUUUGCUUCUCAAAUGGGGCACGUGAUUUUAUUUUUUUUUUCCUUCCCUUGCCUCAUCGUCGUCCGAAGGCUGUUUGAGUUCUCAAACUCUUACCGUUUGCAGUAUCGUUCUGACCAUGCUGGGGUGGGUGGGGUUGUAAUCUCUGGAGGGGAACGUUUGCCAGGGUGGGCCUGUUGGCUCAUGGUUAGUUUUAAGUCUCAUGUUUUUGUUUUUGUUGUGGUAGGGGAAGAGAAUGGGAUUUGGAUUCCAGAAAUGCAAACAUUUCAUUUGAGUUGGGAACCUCUUGUGUUAAUGGGAGGAGGCUGGGAAUGGGAGUAGAGGGAAGACAGUUUGGCCUUUCGAGACUGUUCUGUACGAUCGCUGACGAUCUCCUAUCCCUCUUCAUGCCCUAUGCCCGAAUGUCCAAAAUCCAAUAGAUCUUUGAGUCUGGAAUGUACUUGAUGGGGGGGGGUGAUGGGGGUGGAAGAGAGACCUGCAGCCACUUGACAACAGUUGUGUCAAACCCUCCUGAAGUUUCUCCUCUCACCCCUUGCUGUGCCGAACCGCAGAGGGUAGCGUAACCUUUGCGUGUUUUGUUCUUGUCCUGAAGACCAGGAAUUGGACACAGACAUGCUGAUAGGUUGCGAGGCCGGGUGCUAGAAGAGAAACCAUUUAUAAGCACACUAUUCCAUUUAGUUGCCACGGCGAAGCCCCACGUCCUGUGCUGUUCUUUAUCACAUUGUUUGAAAUGUUUUGCGGGUGAUGCCUGACUGAAGUGUAUUUCCCGUGUUUAGCUGUGGAGACAAUUUUGUGUACUUCAAUUGUUGAUGAAUUUUCAAUGCGUUAUUAAAAAAAGGACAAAUUUA